AUGGCGCUGCGAGCGCGCGCGGCGGCGGGAUUCUCUCACGCUCGUCUCGAUUCGAGGCUGUUCUUCCGGGGAUCGAUUGCCAGGUCUGGAUUUAGCUGCAUUGCCACUGCGACUGCGAGCGGCUAUGGCUACACGGUGGAAUCGUGGAGCGAGACGCCAUACUUGGAGCUCGUUCUUGGCCUCCGCCCCGAGGGGCAAUCCAUGACAGCGGGCGCUGGAUCCACGCUCGCCGCCGUGCGAGCGAAGCGGCCGAAUCCAGGAUAUUACGGCAGGCUCAUGAGAAUGCGGCUCGAGAAUGCUUCGUCUAUGGGGGGGCGCGAGGCGAUCUUGGACAAGAAGAGCUACGUGAGAGAUUUCGAGAGCUUCUGGAUUCCUAUGCUGGGCGAUCUCAUGGGAGGGGAUUAUCACCACUACAGUUUAGAGGUUUUUACAUGGCUCACGAACAAUCCAAUGGUCCUACUAUCGGCCAAGAGACCGCAGCUCGAGCAGCUCUACGCGACGAUGAUCUCUUACGCCGGAGUCGUUGGGAGCCUGAGGCUAGCACGCAUCUGGUUCGACGAUCUCAAAGGCAAGGGGCUCAAGCAAUCGACGAGGUGCUGCAACGCUCUCAUCCUCGCCUAUGCCAAGAAAGGUGACGUUCAAACCGCGCUCUCCAUCCUCGAACAGAUGAAAGCCUUCCGCAAGGGGUGCUCGCCAAACGUAGUCACGUACUACAUCCUCAUCGCCAUGUUUGCGAGGCUGGGGGACGCGCCAGGCCUCGCAAAUCUCCUGGGCGACAGCGAGUGCUCGAGCUUUCGUCCCGACCCCAUGACUUACAACACUCUCCUCUGCGGCUACUCGAAGAUGGGAAUGCCGGAGGAUUUCGACAAGACACACGGGGAAAUGGUGGAGGAUCUGGAGGAUGAACUUAGCGAGGAGAGCUACAACGCGUUGCUCGUUGGAUGCUCGCGGCUGGAUCGUCUCGACGAGCUCCAGCGCUGUGUGGGGGAGAUGCUAGCCAGGGAGAUGAGUCUGGCAUCGCCGGUGGUGGCGGAAGAGAUCGCCAAGGCUUACAGAAGAAAUCGAUGGGUGGAAGGAUUGGACACGGUGAUCCAGCUCGAGGAAAAGAGUCCCGGGAUUUCUCCAACCUUCCAAAGCUUUGUAAAUGCUUGCAAUGACGAUUUAGAAAAAAAGGAGGCGCUUGUUUCAAGAUAAGUUUUUACUUUUUUUUCACUACAAUCCAUGUGAUUAACUUUGAAUACUAUUUUGUGUGGUCUCUUCCAGCUUUUUCCAGAAUAUGGACUCACUGGUUGUGUCCACUGGAAGGAUUUCUUUAACACCAUGCUGCUGGCAUUCAUGGUACGCGGCAAACAAAAGCUGCGACAAAAGAAAAAUCCGAACAAGAAUCUAACAGGGGCUGCAAAUUGUAGAAAAUUGACUGAUACCACUGUCCAGGUUGAACUUUUGUGCAUUCUUUAGUCAAUAAAAACGCUGACCAGAUAAUGUUGACAA
Molecule: messenger RNA, 1491 nt
Organism: Selaginella moellendorffii
Lineage: Eukaryota; Viridiplantae; Streptophyta; Lycopodiopsida; Selaginellales; Selaginellaceae
Product: pentatricopeptide repeat-containing protein At5g02860
Exons: 2
Coding region: 1-1194 (397 amino acids)
Molecular function (GO): protein binding; mRNA binding
Source: RefSeq, a predicted model, not a curated record